AUGCGCCAUCUUUUUAACAAGGUCAAUAUCUGCAAAUAUGUUUACUUGAAAUGUCGAGCUUUAUCGCAGUGGACAGGUGAGGUCAGUAAUGGAAAGCUUGCUGGUUUCAUCACUCGCUGGUCUUGACUUUAUUCAGUUCUUGACAUGUAAUGUUAACUUUUUCAAAGAGUAACACAAAUAAACUCAUAUAACAUCAUACAAAUACAUAAGCAAAAUCCUACGGCACGACUUGACAACGUGCAGUCUUACCCCACACGUUCUCAGGGGUGGGAUGGGGUGGGGUAGCCAUUGCACAAUUUAUAAAAGUUUCUUUGAUGGGUGAUUCAAAGUUUCUUCGUCGACUGUCGGUUUUCUAGAGAGCUGUUCUCUGCAGUUACCUCCUUGAUUGGGAUAGAAGCAAAUAAUGUAAUGCCCCAUGUUCAGAAGCUUUCCUUUAUCUCUGGUGUUUCGUCUUCACAGUGUUCUUUUUGUUUUAUGGUUUGGAAAAUCUUCACCACAUCAAAAUAAUUAUAAAUAUAAUUUCUCUUGCAUCACACAAGAUAAUAUACCUUCUUAGUUUGGUAGUUUGGUAAUUAUUAAUUAUAGCAACACAUUUAACUAGUUGUUUUGUGUUAAUUAGGUUUCAGUGUAUAGGUCAAUAUCCCAGAAUCCUUAUGAAAACUUGGCCUUUGAAGACUGGUAUGUACAAUUUAGAAAUAUUUUUAGUUUAUAUUUAAAUAAUUAUUCAACAUGCUUGUGGAAAACAUGGCAAGGGAGUAAUUAGGAGAAUGAAAUGUUAACUUGGUAGAGCAUGCUGUAUAGAGGCUGAUUUGAAAUUACAAGUAUGUUCAACCUUGAAUUUAUGAACCUGCUAAAUUCUUGCACUGUCUACUUAAAGCCAAAUUUGUUGUAUGGUUGGUUCUCUUGCGAGGUUUUCUUUAUUAUGAGUGGUUAGUAUUGACUUAAAAUAGUGAAAUCCAAAGGGCUCCAAUAGCUGCAGUUCUGCCAAAUUACAAGUACUUGUAGUUAUACAAAUCAUAUUUUUUGAAACAUAAAUCAUAUUCAAACUUGUAGAGUUACAGGCGAAGUUUUUCUUUUCUUCUCUUGAACAUCACAGGUUAUAUCUUAAUACUGACCUAACAUAUAGGAGAAUUCUCUUUUUGUGGAGAAAUGAACCCACGGUAAGCUGAUUAUGUCACUAUGAAAUCCAAUUACGUGAAACAUGUUUAACUAAAAAUAAUCCAGUGAAUGGCACUUAAUGUCAAAUAUCCAGGGAUUUCGAUGACUUUAUUAAGAAGCAGCUGCCAAUAGAUGCAAUAGGUAGCUGAGCCAUAAGCCAAAAUCUAAACAAGAGAGCCUGAUUGCAGGCUAAACAGAUGGUAGUGAGAAGUCCUAUAGGUGGCGCUUGACUGCCCAUAACUGACUUUUAUUGGAACCCCUGUAUACCAAAACAACAAGCUAAAGGACAAAUGAAUAAAGGGAUUAAGUUUCUAAAGAAACUGUGGUGCUGUGUUGGUGGGGGAAUAUAACAAAAUAAUUCAGUUGAUCAAUGGAGUUGAUAAAUGUAAAUUGGCUGCCAUAAAAAGUUUCAAAGCUGACACUUUGAGCAUUAGCUUCUUGUCAUUUGCUCUGACGAAAGGCUAGCGAUUAAGAAAUCACCUUUGAAAUUCUUAAUGGUGCCCAGUUUACAAACAUCAACUCAGUUAAUAAAACCAAACUAUCUUGACAUGCUGAAAGGUUGUUUUACAAUGGCAACAUGGUGCCACAGUCUAGUGUCUGUCACACUGUUACAUUUAGUAACCUUCAGAAUUCAACAAGUUGAUGUUGGAACAACAUCUUUAAAUAUCUUCAGUGAUGUUUACAUAGCAUCAGAUUUCUUUGUCAAUUUGGGUGUUAAGAAAAGAAAAGAAAAACAACAGGCAUUGACUUGAAAAAAGUCAACAGAUAUCAACUGAGUUUUAAAUGUUUUUAUUGAAGGUGUUAAGACAAACUGCAGUUUUCUAAAUGUGCUACCUUUUUUAUUUUUAAUGUACUUGUACACUGCACACUUUUAUCCUAAUAAUUUAUGAUACAGACACAUUUGAUGUAGCUUAUGUUUUUUUAACUCUUUAACUCCCAGAUCAAAUUUGCAAUUCUCCUUACUGUUAACCAUACAAUUCAUAUAAUGUUAGUUCAGAGAAUUUAGUAUUAGAUCAACUAAUUAUCCCCAAAUUGGUAUUUUUCUUUAUUCUCAUCACUUAUCUGGUUGAUAUUGUAUUGAUAUUGUAAGGAGAAAUCCUGUCUUGGUCACUCAUGGGAGUUAAAGGGUUAAAAUAUGUGACCAACGAUUAUCAAAUGAAUGAAAAACAAAUAAAAUAAUAAUUGUGAACUUUAUGUUUCAGAUAGUUAUUGGCAGACACCAGGUUUGGGAAAUUAUUUCUUACUAUCAUAAACUCUUUCUAGCUAACUUUCAAUAAUGGUUGUCAACAUAGCAGUAUGUCAGAAGACUUUUCAAAACAUUAAGUAGCAACUCAGCUCACCCUCUCUACACCCUUUUGCCUAGGAUAAAGGAAUCCUCUUGUAAAUGGUAUGAACAAUUUUCAAAAAUAUGUACUUAACAUUUAAAAAAUAGCUCUUUUGAUAGAUUGAUUUUAGAUAUAAAUUUAAGUAACAUACAGUGGUCAAUUUUCUUAUAGUAAGUGGUUAUUUUUUUGUAUGAUCCAUCAAAUAUUUUUGCUUGCCUGUGAUUGCUCUAAACACAUCACGUGACUGAAUAUCCCCAGCUUAAACUGAGUGAUAUUUGAGAUUGUCACCCAAGGGACAUUCUCCAAUAUUCAAACCCUUAUGUCCACUAUAGUAAGUCUAUGUUUCAAAUUUUAAUUCAAGAUGAGAGAGAAUUUUAUGGUUAUUACAGAAGAAGGAAAAUCUUUAUUUUGUUCAUCAUUAAGUUGUACCUGAUAACACUCAAAAGAGAAACAUUCCAUGCUGAAUACAGUAAGCUGUUUGUCAAUAUUUUUCACACACAUUGCAAAAUAUCUGAAAGAUGAUUAACACAAUAGCCUCUAUUUUGCAUGGACGGUGAACAUAUACAUGUGCAUAUCUUUGCGCUAAAUAGAGGGUUUUUUGUUUAUUUUAGUUAAUUUCAUCUCAUAACUUUUGAUAUAUAUUUUUAUUAAAUGAAUAAUGGAUGUUGAUGAGACCUAAUUUUUUUUUUGCCAUCAGAAUCCUUGGGCAGAAUGUAGUUUAAAGAGUCUUCAGCAAUUUAAUGUCCAUUUGGCAAGGAGGAAAAGUGGUGGUGGAACAGUUUACCACGUGAGUGAUCCAGCUUAACUUUCUCUCCUCUGUCUUUCAAUAAAGUAAGGUUUGGAAUAAAUAAUUAGUAAUUAUCCACCAAAGUGGAUCUCUGAUUCUUGAGGUAAAUAAUUGCUUUAGUAUGUACCACAUAGACACAAAAAAAUUAGUUUAUUUCUGGACAAUACACCAAAAAAUUAUUGGAAGUUAAACUCAUAAUGCAGUAAUUUGUCUCACUGGUUGCCUGGAGGUGAAUGGAGCCCAUCAGCAUGUGCAAAAAGUACUACUCAUGUGUGCGGUACAUAUUAAUUAACAUUCAUGUAAUGCUCUUUGUAUAAAGAUUGUUCAAAAUCUAUUUUCACCCAUUUUGCCACUUUUUUGAGCCCCAAAAGAACCCACAUAUAAACAUCAAUCCAUCCAUUCACUCCAAGUGAAAACUUUGAAGUUGUCUUUGUUAAACAUCAGUUUUUUGUCAUUUAAAGCCAGUUUUGUGUGACAGGUGAUGCCAAAUAUCAGUUGAUUCUAAAAGAUGUACUUUCUCCUUCACUGAAGCCAUCAUCAUGAUAAUUGUCGUAGACUGAAAUCUUUAUGUUAAUGCUCUAGGGACUGCCUUUUAAAAGAUGCUGUCUGGCAAAGUUCCUAGAGUUUUCUGCAACAAAGCACUGAUUUUUAUAACAUUUUUAAAUGUUUGGUCUUUUUUACUUACAUAUGGUUCAAAUUUUGAUUGAUUAUUUUUUAGGAUUCAGGAAAUGUCAAUUUCUCUUUCUUUACUGCUCGUGAACUCUACGAUCGCAAAGAAAACUUAGCUCUUAUUGUGAAAGUAUUACGUGAAAGAUAGAAACUAGAUGUUGAAGCUUCUCCUAGAGAGGACAUACUUAUUGAUGGAAAAUUUAAAAUAUCCUUUUUAUGUUAUGGUCUGAAAUACAUCAGGUUCUAUUUCCAUGACUGGAUUGACUAUAAUGGGGUUGUAUUUUUAAUAGACUAAGGGAAACUAGAAUGGGGUUGCAAAUUUUCAGGAUUUGGAGAUUAAGAAAAAUGUGGAAGAAGGAAUUUAAAAAUGGAAAGAUUUGCAAUUAAAAAGUUGUUACUAUAUUACCAAAAGUGACUAAGAUGGGAUCUCUAAUUGGUCAAGGAAUAGAAUAUGAUGUGAGGGGGGGGGGGGGGAAGGGAAAGAAACUGAGAGGCCAGCAGCAGAUACCCAGCAAAAAUAGACCUAAAUAUCCUUAUUGCCCUUUUGAACCCCCCCCCCUCCCCAGGAAUGCAUUGAAUUACAUGUAAAGGAGUGGUCUGACAGAAGCAAUGUGUUCCUCUCGUGUUACUGUUAAGUCCUUGACAGAGUAUUCACAUCUCAGGUACAUCGUCUAAGCUUGGAAGAAAUAUUGCUUUUCACCACUGUACUUUGCUUCUGGAUGUUGAUGAAGUCUUACUCAAAUCUCUGCUUCAUCCUAGUUAUGUAAGUUUCUUUUAACUACUUACUCUCCAACAUCAAUAUGCAUAUUCUCCAUUCUGUUCUCUAUGAAUCGCAUAUGGUGCUGACAAGGAGAAUUUAACAAUCAAGAGAUGAUUUUGUUGGUGAUCAUUUCCUUUAUUCUUGUGACCUUAAAGUGUGAUUCAGGGGUGAUAUUGUAAGGAGAAAUUAGAUGCUAGUCACUCGUAGAUAAAAUAUGAUGUUUGCCACCAGUGAGUUUGAAAGUUGAAGGCAGUUAAGAAAUGGUAGGCUGCCAGGUUGUUGUGAAUGCCACCUUGCUUUGUCAGAUUACACACAGGACUGGAAACUAUUCUAACUGAUAAAAUGUCCUAGGCUUUCUGAGCAGGGAAUCAAUUGAAAUUGUUUGUUCAAACCUGCUAUCAGUAAAUUAUGUAUUAUUUCCACUCAAAACUGGGAAAUAGCCACUGUACAAAUGUCUGUGAUGUUAUCUCAAUAAUUGAAGCCUUUACCCCACACUCAUGGUAAAAUGAAGUGAAAGUGACUGGCUAAAAAGUCAGACCAGUGAUGUUAUCUCAAUAAUUGAAGCCUUUACCCCACACUCAUGGUAAAAUGAAGUGAAAGUGACUGGCUAAAAAGUCAGACCAGCAGUUUUAGCCAUUUACCAACUCUUGCUGACAGCUCUGCCAAGGCCUGAAUCUAUAUACUGAGGUGGAACUGUUUUGGUUAGCACCACAUAUGUCAGUGAUUUGAUUGUAAUCUUAAUUGUUUGUUUUAUAUUUACUUGUGUUUUUUUUUGUAGACAGAUAUCUCUAGUAAAGCAACCCAAAGUGUCAAAUCAAACAUCAUGAACUUAUCCAAAAAAGAUCCCUCAACACACUUUGAGUCUGUCACAAAAGAAGUUGCUCAGAUGUUCUGUCAGAGUUAUGCUCCUGGGAUGAACAUAGAGAUGGUUGACAUUGAUCCAUCAAAAGAUGAACAAUUUCCUGGGAUAGUGGAUCUGAGGAAAGAGCUUGAAGUAUGUCACAGAGUACCAAAAGUUAACUUGCUUUCAUGAGCAACAAAUAAGUGGUUUCAAGAACAAAUAAGUUUAUUCAAGGUCAGGGAAAAGUCAGGGAAUUUAAAUUUGAGUUAGGGAAGAUUUGCAGGAGACACCUCUAUCUGGAAGACAUUUUUUUUUUCUGGGGACAAAAUUCCUCGUAACACCUCUGUUUACAUAAGAAAUACAUCCUUUUUUUGAAAGGAUGUAUUUUCUUCCAUCUUUGAAGGAAGUCUGGGAAAAAUGAAAUUUCAUGUAAAUGUGAAGUUGUUCAUCUUGUCUUGGCCCUCUUUAUGAUGAGGGAUGGUGACAGUUUUCUUUUUGCAAGCAAAGGGGAUAAAUAUUAUUAGAAUAGAUGCUUGUGCUCUUCAGGUACUUACCUCUUUCCCAGUUUUCUACAACCAACAGUUUUUUUCAACAGUUGGCUUAAUUAAUGUCUCUGGAGAACAAGAAUGAACUUGUACAGUUAUUUGGACUGGGAAUUUAAUAUAGGGCUGAAUAGUGGAAUGCAAACAGUUGUUCCAUUGUGCCUCCCCUGCUGUACAGAAAACUCUUUUUGUCUUAAAAGUUUUUGUUUGGCUAGAAACAGGGCUGUGAACCUGUAAAAACUGAGAUUAUGGGGAGGUGUUAUUGAUUCCAGUCUUUAAUUUUUAAAUGCAAUUCACUCUUUCCUAUUUCAUUAUUUUUAAUUAGGAGUGGAAGUGGAUUUAUGGAAAAACUCCAAGAUUCAGUGUAACUUUUUCAACAACUUUAUCAGCCAGACACAUGGUGAGUGUGGUCUUCAUUUCAAAAGUAUAUUUUAUAAGAAUGUACAUAAGUUGGUAAAGGCAAUUAUGGAAACUGCAUUCAUCACUAUAUGAUCUUACCUCCCCAAUCAGCUUAUUAGUACUAAUGAAAUAGACCAGACCACAAUAUAAGAGUCUUCAUUUCUUAUUCUCUUUUCUUUUUCUCAGUAAUGUUCCAUAUGAAUAACUGGUAAUUUGGGGGUGAGAGAGGAUGUGAAGGUUCAGGAGAAAAGAGGAACAGUUUCAGUACUUUAAUUAAAAUUUCUGCUUACAGCAACAGUAUUCAGUACACAAUUAGAAGAGAUAAACCUGUCUGCUGGAGUGUUUUGCUGUUGAAAUGUUAAAUUCUCUUAACUAAUUUACAGGGAAAUUUAGGGCAAUUAGAGGGGAGAAUUACCAAAUAAAUCAGAUCUUGGGUGUAAGAGUGAAACUUACUGCAGUGAUUUUACCUAAUGAUUUGACAAUUUGAUCUGCACUAACAAGAAUUCUCCCUCACUUUUGCUAAGUCCACUUGAGAUUACACUUGCAAGCUUGGUUUUAAUGUGUAAAUUUGCUUUUGGAAGAGACAGGAACAAUUUAUUCCCCUUUUCAGUGUGACAAGGGUGAGCAGUUGUCGUCAUGGUUGUUCAAGUGGGAGUUGAGCCUGACCACAAUCUUUGGCUCUGUUGGCUGAUCAUGAUACUGCACUGAAAUUAAUAUUCAUUUAAUAAGUAAUUUUACUCCUUGGCUGGUGUUAUGUUAAGUUUUACUUUGGUCAAUUGGAAAAAAUAAUCAUAUAAAUUUUUUGCAGUUGGCAAAAAUCACUUCUUACCAUGGUUUAGUUGAAGAUGUUAAUAUCCAGUGUGAAGACAAGGAAAUGUGUACACUCCUCACAAAGCUUGUCCAGGGGUUGAAAGGUGAGGAACAAAGUGUCAACAAAGUUUAAGAACACCUCACAGUCUUGUUCUUUGAAUGUAACUAACCACCUUUAGUUAGGCAUUUUAAUUUAAUUAUUAUUAAAUACAUAUUUUCAAAUUGAAUUAACAUAUUUUUAAGAGGUAAACACUAAGUCAAUUUCUUUGCAAAGGUUUCAGCCACUAUCUGGAUUUUUUGAAGCAGAGGAAGGUUGGAGAGGGAUGGAAAUAUCUACCAAAGGGGUGAUGAAUGGGGAAAGAAGAGAAGGGGGAGGAGAAAGGGAAAAAAAUUACUCUUCUCUCAUUUCCUUACCUACAACAGUUUGUUAACCCUUUCACUCCCAAGAUCUAAUGUUAGUUCAGUUCUGGACCAACUUAAUCCAAUUGAUAUUCUUUUUUUCUCAGAACAUUCAAUCAUAUGUUUCUCUGUUCAAAAGCCGUAGAAUAAUAAAAUCAUAAAAUUGAGACAAAUUUUGAAUUUUUUUUUAAGCUUUCAGAUCUGAAAUCAAAUUUCACUCUAACCCUCAGUUAUCUUAACCCACCUUUGAACAACUCAGCCCAGCUAAAGAAGAUGCAGGCUAAAAUUGAAUUAUUUGUUUCAUCAAUGUUUACUGUGAGGCCUUUUUCCAAACCAAAGUUAAAUUUACUCAGACACAUAGUUUUUUUUUAUAAUGCCAUUUCAUUAGUAAACAUUUUCCUCAAGUAACAAAUUGUAAAUAUAACUAUCCUAUGUUGCAAUUUUUUUAGGUGCAAAAUUUAAAGCUGAUGACAUUCACACAGCCCUACGGACAUAUUUGAACUCAGAAUCACUCACAGCCCUAGAUAGGCAGCUUUGUUAUGAGUUUAUAAAAUGGAUUGUCAGUGUUAUAUGAAUCUAAAAAUUGAUUCAAGUAAGUGUUUUUUAAUCAUAAUGUACAACAUAGUAACUUCAGUUUUCUGAGUAGCAAUGAUUUCUACUGCAAUGUUUAUCUAACCAUAUAUUAAACAGCCUUCUGUCAAUGUAUUAUUAAAAUUUUUUUUGAAUAAAUGGGGACGAAUGAAAUGCUCCCUAAUGAAAAAAGAGGAUUAUAAUAAUGCAAUCAACAUUUCAUUGACCCAUUGUCUUUCUUUUCAAAUCUAUCUAGAGAAGAAGGCAGGGGUUUGUUUACAGGGAGAAGUGUGCAUAACUUUAAAUGCAUAGGAUGAUAACACAUUGUGACAUGCAGAGAAUAUUUACUAUAGCAUUUAUAAUUUUAGUUUAGAUUUUGUUUUGGUGAUGAAAUCAUUCUUUAAAAUUAAGCACGUUAACUUUCCACACCUUCUCUUUUUGAGGAUGGUAAAUUAUUUAGGCUAAUAUAUGACAUGCAGCAACCUGGCAACAUUUAACAUACACCAACUUGAAAAUAAUGAUGUGGAAUCAUAAGAAUGUUGAGCACUGUCAUUAUCACUGAUUUUCAUCUGUGAAAUUUUUAUUGAAAUCCCCCAAGUUUAAGGUGAUCACUGUUGUCAUUAAGAUUGAAACACUAAUAUUAAAAAUUCUGUCAGUAGUAACUUGUAAGUCAGGUAAUUUUCUCCUUCCAACAGCUGAUAUGUGAAGACAAAUAAGGUUAACUAAAUGUUCACCUUCUUUGUUUUCACAUUUCAGCUGUAGAUAUACCUUAACCCUUUAACUCUCAUGCGUGACCAAGACAGAAUUUCUCCUUACAAUAUCAAGCAGACAAAUAAUGACAAUAAAGAAAAAUAUCAAUUAGGGGAUUAUUGGUUGAUCCAAUAUAAAAUUCUCCAAACCAACAUAACAAGAACUGUAUGGCAGACAGUAAGGAGAAUUACUAAUGACAUCUUGGGAGUUAAAGGAUAAGUAUGACAAGAUAAUCUGGUUUCAUCAACUGAUUUUAUGAUGUAAAUUGGCCACCAUAAAGAGUUUCUAAUAAAAGCUAUCAAUAGUAGCCAAUUUACAAUUUAUAGACUCAAUUGAUAAAGCCAAAUUAUCUUGUCCCAGCACCACAGUUUUUUCAUUAGAAUCAUAUAUUGGCAAAGUCUCCUGAAGUUGUAAUUUUAUUGUCUUCAUUUUACAACUGACUUUAACAAAGCAAUGAGUUUGUUAGUUUUCCUAUAAUUAAAAUUUUCCUGGCUACAGUUCAUCAACCAUUUCUAGCCUUCACAUUGAACGAGACAUGUAUGAAAAAUUACUUUUUAAAAAUAUUUAAAUCCAAAUGGUAUGUUCACAUUUCUAAAUUUCUGCCAAGUUCCUUUCCAAGCAACCCAUUAAUAAAAUUAAAAUACUCUCAACUUGUGAACUUCCAUACAAAGCAUUUACAAAAUUCUAUAAUUUCCGAGGUAAAUUUACACAGUGGGAAAAAAAGUCAACUUGAAAUAUUGCUAAUAUUGGUAGCUAAAAGUGACAUUUUAAAAAAAGAAGAACUAGCCUGAAAUCACAGAGUGACAUUAUUUUGGUUGUUGCUUUAAAUUACAGCUGCAUUUGUAAAACCCAGGUUAUAUACAUACAUCCAAAUUAUAGUCAAGAAUGAUCAUCGUCAUUGCUGAUAAGUACUAUAUUGUUGUGCUGAAUUAAUUUUCAGGCCAUCUUGGUCUCUCUGUGAAAGAUCUUGAACUCCCUUUUUUUGGCCUGAAGGGUGAAAUCAAUGGAUAAUCAUAAACAUGUUUGGGCUAAAAACAUGCAACUACAGCUUAUACAAUUUAGUUUGAAUACUUGAUGAAUUGUUUUUAAACUGAGCUGCAAAUGUUAUAAUUAUCAAGUAGAUAAUUUUCAAAUAAUAUAUCUUUGUCCUUAUUGUGUUUCAUGUUGCUUCGCACUGUAAGCUAAAUAAAUACUAUAAGAGUUUCAAAGCUUUGGAUACAUGUUGUGACAGCUGUUUGGAGUUCCUACCUACUUAAACUUUAAAACCUUUCCAUGAAAGGCCCAGUUCAAUGGGCCCAAUACAUUUGUAGUUCAUGUAUUAGUGUCAUCUCAAAACAAUCAGAUUAGUUGCAUAAUUGUAGUCAAUUGCAUGCUCACUCAGCAUGCGUUUUUUUUCAGUUUUCUGUCACAUAAAAGAGAUGCCACAUAAUUUAUACUCCUGGCACAGGUUGUUUCAAGGGUGGAUAAUGCUGUCCACUGGAUAAAUCCCUAUUUAGUGUACAGGGCAGUACAUUCUGGUUAACACUUAACCACUGGAUAGCAAUUUAUCUGCCCUUUUCAACAACUGGGCCUAAUGGUUAAUGACAAGGAGAGUUGAAUGUGAUAGUAAUGCUUCUUUUCCAAAAACCAAACAGGAUAAUUUAUGGUCAGCCUUGAAUAUGCAUGGAAAGAAUACCAGGUUUUAUUGUGUCACACACCUGUUUCAACAUGCCCUCUAACAUUUUAAUCAAAUCUUUGUUUUUGGUAAGUUCUGGUAAAUGGCUCUAGAAAAAUAGUUGCAAAACAAAAUUAUGAUUUAACCUGGUCUUUAACUCCCAAGAUCUGACUAUUAAUUCUCCCCUCCAGCUGCUACACAUUCUCUUGUAGAUUAGUAAUGAGAAUUUGGUGUAAAAUCAUUACAACAAAUUCUACCAGAUAAGUUUGAACAUUCUCAUAACAUGUUUGCUGAAAAAUGUACAGAUAUUUCUGGGAGAAGUUGCAUGUUGAUCAAUUUUGGGAGUUAAAGGAUUAACUAAUCUUAUACUAACAACUCUGAAGUCUUGCUGGAGAAGCAAGAUAUUUGACCUGUAAUUUUUUCAUAGCACCUUUAUCAAUGAACUAGUGAUUGUUCACCAAUAUGAAUUUGUUUUAAGCAAAGACACCUUUUUGGAGCUUUACAUUUUUUUGUAAACUGCUGUGAGGCGAAAAGUUUAUGAAUAGAACUUCUUUGCCAUUCAAAGUAUUCCAAUUGGUUAGUGAAACAAAAUAUUUCAAAGUGAUCUGGGGCUUUUAAAAAAUGGAAAGCCUUAGUCUCAGAAAUACUUGUCAUGAGCUACAUAGACUGUACCAGUCCUAUGAAUCACUUACAAUGUACGUGGUGCAAAGUUUCUGCUUGUUCCAAUUGAGGUGCUGCUCAUUGCCCUUCUCAGUCCAUUGAAGUGUUUCUUGACUUUCUUAGAAUGUAACUUGUCCAGCUGCAAAGUGCAAGAUGAUCUUGAUGGUCCUCUGAGUGCUUGGACAUUCUCUUUUGUGGAACUGAAAACUCUGAAAAAAGUGUUUUUCAAUAGUUGGGACUAAUAGUGAACCUUUUGACUCCCUUGGGAUGACUAGCAUCUAAUUUCUCCUUACAAUACCACCACUGAAUCCCUCAUUAAGGUUAAGGGAAUAAAGGAAGUGAUCACAUACUAAAGAAGCUCUUGAUUGUUUAAGAACUUCUCCUUGUCAGCACCUUAGGAAAUGUAUAGAGUGCAGUAUUGAGAAUGUACAUACUGAUGUUAAGGUGUUAAUAGAGAAUAGGUUAUCCUGCAGUCACUAUUCUUGCAACCCUCUCAGUUGUACAUGUUGAAAAUGAAUAUGAAUACUUUUUUGUAUAUGCUAUGAAGAAUAUGGAAAUCAAGAGAUGUUGGAUAUAAGGGAUCCCAAUUUUUCCUCCACUCUAGAGUUGAGUAUUUCAACCACAAGAAAUUUGCUUUCAAUGGCAAAAUUCAUAAUAUUGUUGGAAGGACCAUACUGAUACAAAGCAUGGUGUUUUUCAACUGACCUCUUUGGCAGCAUGUCUUUCACUUCCUGGCUGCUGUUUGAUUUUUCUGUGUGAGAAAUUAGAUACCACACAUUGAGGACCUGAGACUCAUUUCUCGAAGGUUUAUGUAACUUACUAGGCCAGUAAUUAAAAGCUAUUCUGUUUUCAUCCAAGACAAGAGUUUGAAAAGUUUUGAUAUGGUAUGUAGGACUCAGUGCCUGUGACAGAUUCAAUGGUAGCUCUAAAAUACAGCCUUGAUAAACCUUUACCUUUUUUCAAAAGAUUACUUUGACUCAGCACAGAUGGCAACUGAUCUUUCUGAUUGUUUACUGUAUUUAUUGACAGUUCUUUGAGAGGUGUUGUAUUGUAUUGUUGAAUUAACCCUUUAACUCCCAUGAGUGACCAAGAGAGAAUUUCUCCUCACAGUUUCAAUGCACUAUCAAGCAGACAAGUGAUGAGAAUAAAGAAAAAUAGUGAUCAUGGGAGUUUUAGUCAACCCAAUACCAAAUUCUCCAAACUAACAUUACAAGAAUUAUAUGGCAGAUAGUAAGGAGAAUUACUGUGGAGAUCUUGGGAGUGAAAGGGUUAAAGAGCAUUGUCUCUGUAAGACAACUCUCAUGUCUCAGUUCUCCUCCAAACCAAGAAAGUGAGAAAGUUAUUGUGACCAGGAAAAGGAAGUUAAUACAUUUUGAAUGUAAAUUCUUCUCAGUGUCUUUCAAUAGGCUAAGCAUGCAAACUCUCAGGUUCCAAGCCAAACUUUAAAAUUCAUUUCCUACUUCCAUAAGUUAAUGUCAUAACAGAAAAUUAUAAGAGCAGAAACCAAAACAAAAUGAAUGAAAAUGUGUCGAUCACAACUCAAGAGCAGCAUCUUUUUCAGAGGUCCACAACAUGACUGACUACAGUACGUAUGUUAUUUUUAUAUCUGUGAUUUGCAUGGUAUUUUAAAAGUGCAGUAAAUAUUGAUACUGCCAAUUACCUGUUUUGCAUCCUUUUGUUGAUUUUUAUCUGCUGGAGUUUCAGCUAGAGCUUGUAUUCCUGACAGAUUUAAGUCUCUAGAGACUCUUACAGGUGUGCUAUUACCUAAGUUGUUAUGUGCAGUAUUACAUGUUAGUGAGGAGGACUUUGUUUCGACAGGACUUUCACUCCAACAAACUUUGGGAUGGGGAGUUGCCUUUCUUGGGGCAGAUGUUGAUUGGUCAUUUGCAUUGUUCUUGGUGUAAAACAUUGCUGGUGACUUUAAACAGUUGUUACUGUUUAAAGGUAGGAAUGGUGAAGCUGAUGGAACUCGUGAAGGUGUUGCCAGUUUUUGAUCCUUUGGAAUGCUACUGGUUACACCUGGUGUAGCCAUCUUGGGUCUCUCAAACCCUCCUCCAACUGAGUUUGUUGAUUUUCUUACUGACUGUGUUGCCUCAUACUCUUUCGUUAAAGAAAUGCAAGUAUCAGAAUUCUCUAAUGUUGGUUGAGAACUGGUUGUGAUUAUCUUUUGAUGUUUAGAAGUGCUUCUGCAAGGUGUCAUGUCACUAUGAACACUACUGACUGGUGUGUUGAACUGACGUUUUCUGAUAGGUGUUCUUGACAGUGGUGUUCCUGUUGUGACAGAAAUAAUGGUUAUAAGAAAGAUGUCACUUGUUUUUGUCAUUUGCAGAUUGUGGUUUGAACUUGGCAGUUUACAAAGUUUAUCAAAAACAUUGUAAGUUAUUUUAAUAGCCAUUGACUUUUGAGACCUCUAGAUUAAACCUUUGCCGAAGAUAGUAAGAAAAUAUUGGUACAGGUAAGUCAGGGAAAGUACCUCACUGAGCUAAAAACUUUUAAAUGUAUGCUAGGUUUCUCUAAACUGGAGAGUAAUGCUUUAGUAUUCGAUGCUAAUAGAUAACAUUCCUUGCUACUUAAUGUACAACUAGCACUACAAUAUAGUUUUUACCAUAUCCUAACUUAAUUUUAUUUAAUAGACACUUUCUUUGUGUUCCCUACUCACCAGCAGUUGGCAGCAGAAAGCUUACAUUAGAUGAUGUUUUAUCAAAGCUGUUACUAUCAUUCAAUGUGCUUUGAUCAGCCCAUGUCACCUCACGGCCCUUUUCAACUGUUUCAAUAAUAGAGUUGUAUUCAUCCGUCAGCUCCUGGGUUGUGAGACCAACACCUUUUAGAGCGAAAAACUGCUUCUGUACCAUUCCUAGUAACUUUUCAACCAGUCUGGAAACAAAACAAAUUUAAGAGGUAUGUCUGUAUGUAAGGUCACUGUACAGGAAAUCACCACCAUCAGUGGUAGUAAGAGACUGAUGACUGGUCUAAGUACAAGAAAAUCCAAGGCCACUUAUUUUAUAUAGUUUACUGAAGAGUGAUUGUGCCGCCUGUUUACAGAUCAAAACUCAAACUUUUAUUUGUGCAGAAUACUGUACACAUAAAAGUGAAAUUCAAUCAUCGGGAUUUGAAGAUUUGCAAGGAAAAUGUUUUUUUCUGUUGUGAUUAUUUCACUGACUUGUGUGUACCCUUUAAAACAAUGCUUUGGCUUUUAAUUUACAGGAAGUACAUGUAUUAGGUAGUAAGGCAAUACUACAUUUUUAGUUAUCAUUUUGUGUUGGUAAAGGAUCUGCCAGUAGUGGUUAGAGAUUAGUUUUCUUACAACAGUUUUCCAAGUGAAAGUCACUUUCAUAUAUUACAUAAUUAUAGUGAUUUACAUUAUCAAUGCUCCCUAGUGUACUGAAUAUCCCCAGCUUAAACUGGGUGAUAUUUAAUAUUAUCACCCAAGGGAUAUUCUCCAAUAUUCAAACCUUAUGUCCACUAUGAUAAGUCUAUGUUUCGAAUUUAAUUCAAGAUGAGAGAGGAUUUAAUGGUUACAACAGGAGAAGGAAAAUCUUUAUUUUGUUCAUCAUUAAGUUGUACCUGAUAACACUCAAAAGAGAAACAUUCCAUGCUGAAUACAAAAAGCUGGUUGUCAAUAUUUUUCACGCACAUUGCAAAAUAUCUGAAGGAUGAUUAAUGCAGUAGCCUCUAUUUUGUGUGGAUGGUGGACACAUAUAUGUGCAUAUCUUUGCAUUAAAUAGAGGGUUUUUUGUUUAUUUUAGUUAAUUUCAUCUCAUAACUUUUGAUAUAUAUUUUUAUUAAAUGAAUAAUGGAUGUUGAUGAGACCUAAUUUUUUUUUUUGCCAUCAGAAUCCCUGGGCAGAAUGUAGUUUAAAGUCUUCAGCAAUUUAAUGUCCAUUUGGCAAGGAGGAAAAGUGGUGGUGGGACAGUUUACCACGUGAGUGAUCCAGUUUGACUUUCUCUCCUCUGUCUUUCAAUAAAGUAAGGUUUGGAAUAAAUAAUUAGUAAUUAUCCACCAAAGUGGAGGCGAAUAGUGGUGGAUAUUUACAGAGCUGCAAAGCAGUGAGGUGAAUAUGCACCACUUUCUGUGACUCUUUAGGUAAAUAAUUGCUUUAGUAUGUACCACACAGACACAAAAAAAUUAGUUUAUUUCUGGACAAUACAACAAAAAAUUAUUGGAAAUUAAACUCAUAAUGCAGUAAUUUGUCUCACUGGUUGCCUGGAGGUGAAUGGUACUUGCUAAUCACUUCUGAACUAGCCAAUCAGCAUGUGCAAAAAGUACUACUGAUGUGUGCGGUACAUACUAAUUAACGUUCAUGUAAUGCUCUUAGUAUAAAGAUUGUUCAAAAUCUAUUUUCACCCAUUUUGCUACUUUUUUUAGCCCCAAAAAAACCACAUAUAAACACCAAUCCAUCCAUUCACUCCAAGUGAAAACUUUGAAGUUGUAUUUGUUAAACAUCAGUUUUUUGUCAUUUAAAGCCAGUUUUGUAUGACAGGUGAUGCCAAAUAUCAGGUGAUUCUGAAAGAUGUACUUUCUCCUUCACUGAAGCCAUCAUCAUAAUGAUAAUUGUCGUAGACUGAAAUUUUUAUGUUAACGCUCUAAGGACUGUCUUUUAAAAGAUGCUGUCUGGCAAAGUUCAUAGAGUUUUCUGCAACAAAGCACUGAUGUUUAUAACAUUUUUAAAUGUUUGGUCUUUUUUACUUACAUAUGGUUCAAAUUUUGAUUGAUUAUUUUUUAGGAUUUAGGAAAUGUCAAUUUCUCUUUCUUUACUGCUCGUGAACUCUACGAUCGCAAAGAAAACUUAGCUCUUAUUGUGAAAGUAUUACGUGAAAGAUGGAAACUAGAUGUUGAAGCUUCUCCUAGAGAUGACAUACUUAUUGAUGGAAAAUUUAAAAUAUCCUUUUUAUGCUAUGGUCUGAAAUACAUCAGGUUCUAUUUUCAUGACUGGAUUGACUAUAAUGGGGUUGUAUUUUCAAUAGACUAAGGGAAACAAGAAUGGGGUGAAACAUUUUCAGGAUUUGGAGAUUAAGAAAAAUAUGGAAGAAGGAAUUUAAAAAUGGGAAGAUUUGCAAUUAAAAAGUUGUUACUAUAUUAGCAAAAGUGACUAAGAUGGGGUCUCUAGUUGAUCAAGGAAUAGAAUAUGAUGUGGAGGGGAGGGGGGGGGGAAGGGAAAGAAACUGAGAGGCCAGCAGCAGAUACCCGGCAAAAAUUGACCCAAAUAUCCUUAUUGCCCUUAUGACCCCUUCCCAAGAAUGCAUUGAACUACAUGUACAGGAGUGGUCUGACAGAUGCAAUGUGUUUCCUCUCAUGUUACCAUUAAGUCCUUGACAGAGUAUUCACAUCUCAGGUACAUCAUCUAAGCUUGGGAGAAAUAUUGCUUUUCACCACUGUACUUUACUUCUGGAUGUUGAUGAAGUCUUACUCAAAUCUCUGCUCCAUCCCAGUUAUGUAAGUUUCUUUUAACUACUUACUCUCCAACAUCAAUAUGCAUAUUCUCCAUUCUGUUCUCUAUGAAUCUCAUAUGGUGCUGACAAGGAGAAUUUAACAAUCAAGAGAUGAUUUUGUUGGUGAUAAUUUCCUUUAUUCUUGUGACCUUAAUGUGUGAUUCAGGGGUGAUAUUGUAAGAAGAAUUUAGAUGCUAGUCACUCUUAGAUAAAUUAUUUUUAAUAAGGAGUGGAAUGUUCACCACCAGCGAGUUUGCAAGUUGAAGGCAGUUAAGAAAUGGUAGGCUGCCAGGUUGUUGUGAAUGCCACCUUGCUUGUCAGAUUACACACAGGACUGGAAACUAUUCUAACUGAUAAAAUGUCCCAGGCUUUCUGAGCAGGGAAUCAAUUGAAAUUGUUUGUUCAAACCUGCUAUCAGUAAAUUAUGUAUUAUUUCCAAACUGGGAAAUAGCCACUGUACAAAUGUCUGUGAUGUUAUCUCAAUAAUUGAAGCCUUUACCCUGCACUUAUGGUAAAAUGAAGUGAAAGUGACUGGCUAAAAAGUCAGACCAGCAGUUUUAGCCAUUUACCAACUCUUGCUGACAGCUCUGCCAAGGCCUGAAUCUAUUUACUGAGGUGGAACUGUCUUGGUUAGCACCACAUAUGUCAGUGAUUUGAUUGUAAUCUUAAUUGUUUAUUUUAUAUUUACUUGUGAUUUUUUUGUAGACAGAUAUCUCUAGUAAAGCAACCCAAAGUGUCAAAUCAAACAUCAUGAACUUAUCCAAAAAAGAUCACUCAAUACACUUUGAGUCUGUCACAAAAGAAGUUGCUCAGAUGUUCUGUCAGAGUUAUGCUCCUGAGAUGAACAUAGAGAUGGUGGACAUUGAUCCAUUAAAAGAUGAACAAUUUCCUGGAAUAGUGGAUCUGAGGAAAGAGCUUGAAGUAUGUCACAGAGUACCAAAAGUUAACUUGCUUUCAUGAACAACCAAUAAUUGGUUUCAAGGACAAAUAAAUUUCUUUAAGGUCAGGGAAAAGUCAGGGAAUUUAAUUUGAGUAAGGGAAAAUUUACAUCUUUGAAGGAAGUCGGGGAAAAGUGAAAUUUCAUGUAAAUGUGAAGUGGUUCAUCUUGUCUUGGCCAUCUUUUUGAUGAGGGAUGGUGACAGUUUUCUUUUUGCAAGCAAUGGGGAUAAAUAUUAAUAGAAUAGAUGCUUGUACCCUUCAGGUACUUACUUCUUUCCCAGUUUUUCUACAACCAACUGUUUUUUUCAACAGUUGGCUUGCUUAAAUGUCUCUGGAGAACAAGAAUGAACUUAUACAGUUAUUUGGACUGGGAAUUUAAUCUGGGGCCGAGUAGUGGAAUGCAAACAGUUGUUCCAUUGUGCCUCCCUCGCUGUACAGAAAACUGUUUUUGUCUUAAAAGUUUUUGUUUGGCUAGAAACAGGGCUGUGAACCUGUAAAAACUGAGAUUAUGGGGAGGUGUUAUUGAUUCCAGUCUUUACUUUUUAAAUACAAUUCACUCUUUCCUAUUUCAUUAUUUUUAAUUAGGAGUGGAAGUGGAUUUAUGGAAAAACUCCAAGAUUCAGUGUAACUUUUUCAACAACUUUAUCAGCCAGACACAUGGUGAGUGUGGCCUUCAUUUCAAAAGUACAUUUGUAAGAAUGUACAUAAGUUGGUAAAGACAAUUAUCGAAACUGCAUUCAUCACAAUAUGAUCUUACCUCCCCAAUCAGCUUAUUAGUACUAAUGAAAUAGACCAGACCACAAUAUAAGAGUCUUCAUUUCUUAUUCUUUUUCUCAGUAAUGUUCCAUAUGAAUAACUGGUAAUUUGGGGGUGAGAGAGGAUGUGAAGGUUCAGGAGAAAAGAGGAACAGUUUCAGUACUUUGAUUAAAAUUUCUGCUUACAGCAACAGUAUUUAGUACACGAUUAGAAUAGAUAAACCUGUCUGCUGGAGUGUUUUGCUGUUGAAAUGUUAAAUUCUCUUAACUAAUUUACAAGGAAAUUUAGGGCAGUUAGAGGGAAGAAUUACCAAUUGAAAUAAAUCAGAUCUUGGGUGUAAGAGUGAAACAGUGAUUUUGCCCAAUGAUUUGACAAUCUGCACUAACAAGAAUUCUCCCUCACUUUUGCUAAGUCCACUUGAGAUUACACUUGCAAGCUUGGUUUUAAUGUGUAAAUUUGCUUGCUGUGGGAGGAUGUUUUGUAGAGACAGGAACAAUUUAUUCCCCUUUUCAAUGUGACAAGGGUGAGCAAUUGUUGUCAUGGUUGUUCAAGUGGGACUUGAGCCUGGCCACAAUCUUUGGCUCUGUUGGCUGAUUGGCCUUUUAAUACGUAAUUUUACUCCUUGGCUGGUGUUAUUUUAACUUUUUCUUUGGUCAAUUAGAAAAGAUAAUCAUAUGAAUUUGUUGCAGUUGGCAGAAAUCACUUCUUACCAUGGUUUAGUUGAAGAUGUUAAUAUCCAGUGUGAAGACAAGGAAAUGUGUACACUCCUUACAAAGCUUGUCCAGGGGUUGAAAGGUGAGGAACAAAGUUUAAGAACACUGACCUCACAGUCUUGUUCUUUGCAUGUAACUAACCAGCUUUAGUUAAGCAUUUUAAUUUAAUUAUUAUUAACCCUUUCACUCCCACAAGUGACCAAGACAGAAUUUCUCCUCACAAUAUCAAUACAAUAUCAGCAGGCAGGUGAUGAGAAUAGAGAAGAAUAUCAAUCAUGGGAUUAUUAGUUGAUCCAAUAUCAAAUUCUCUGAACUAACAUCAUGAGAAUUGUAUGGCAGAUAGUAAGGAGAAUUACUUAUCAGAUAUUGGGAGUGAAAGGGUUAAAUACAUAUUUUCAAAUUGAAUUAGCAUAUUUUUGAGAGGCAAACAAUUUCCUUACCUAUGACAGUCACCAAUAGUCACUAGUUGUUGUUCAAAGGCCAAUUAGCACUAAUGCAGGGUUAAAAUUUUAAUCCAGGUUUCUAUAUUUCCCUGUUCAAAAGCCGUCUAGGGAUAAUUUUCCCAAUUCUUUUUAGAACAUUCAAUCAUAAAAUUGUAGACAAAUGAAAUUAGACUGAAUUUUCUUUUUAAGCUUUCAGAUCUGAAAUCAAAUUUCACUCUAACCCUGGGUUAUCUUAACCCACCUUUGAACAACCCAGCCCAGCUAAAUAAGAUGCAGGUUAAAAUUGAAUUAUUUGUUUCAUCAAUGUUUACUGUGAGGCCUUUUUCCAAACCAAAGUUAAAUUUACUCACAUAGUUUUUUUUAUAAUGCCAUUUCAUUAGUAAACAUUUUCCUCAAGUAACAAAUUGUAAAUAUAACUAUCCUAUGUUGCAAUUUUUUUUAGGUGCAAAAUUUAAAGCUGAUGACAUUCACACAGCCCUAUGGACAUGUUUGAACUCAGAAUCACUCACAGCCCUAGAUAGGCAGCUUUGUUAUGAGUUUAUAAAAUGGAUUGUCAGUGUUAUAUGAAUCUAAAAAUUGAUUCAAGUAAGUGUUUUUUAAUCAUAAUGUACAACAUGGUAACUUCAGUUUUCUGAGUAGCAAUGAUUUCUACUGCAAUGUUUAUCUAACCAUAUAACCAGCCUUCUGUCAAUGUAUUAUUAAAAUUUUUUUUGAAUAAGGGGGGACGAAUGAAAUGCUCCCUAAUGAAAAAAGAGGAUUAUAAUAAUGCAAUCAACAUUUCAUUGACCUAUUGUCUUUCUUUUCAAAUCUAUCUAGAGAAGAAGGCAGGGGUUUGUUUACAGGGAGAAGUGUGCAUAACUUCAAAUGCAUAGGAUGAUAAUACAUUGUGACAUGCAGAGAAUAUUUACUAUAGCAUUUAUAAUUUUAGUUUAGAUUUCGUUUUGGUGAUGAAAUCAUUCUUUAAAAUUAAGCAAGUUAACUUUCCAUGCCUUCUUUUUUUGAUGGUAAAUUAUUUAGGCUAAUAUAUGACAUGCAGCAACCUGGCAACAUUUAACAUACACCAACUUGAAAAUAAUGAUGUGGAAUCAUAAGAAUGUUGAGCACUGUCAUUAUCACUGAUUUUCAUCUGUGAAAUUUUUAUUGAAAUCCCCCAAGUUUAAGGUGAUCACUGUUGUCAUUAAGAUUGAAACACUAAUAUUAAAAAUUAUGUCAGUAAUAACUUGUAAGUCAGGUAAUUUUCUCCUUCCAACAGCUGACAUGUGAAGACAAAUAAGGUUAACUAAAUGUUCACCUUCUUUGUUUUCACAUCUCAGCUGUAGAUAAACCUUAACCCUUUAACUCUCAUGCGUGACCAAGACAGAAUUUCUCCUUACAAUAUCAAGCAGACAAAUAAUGACAAUAAAGAAAAAUAUCAAUUAGGGGAUUAUUGGUUGAUCCAAUAUAAAAUUCUCCAAACCAACAUAACAAGAACUGUAUGGCAGACAGUAAGAGAAUUACUAAUGACAUCUUGGGAGUUAAAGGAUUAAGUAUUACAAGAUAAUCUGGUUUCAUCAACUGAUUUUAUGAUGUAAAUUGGCCACCAUAAAGAGUUUCUAAUAAAAGCUAUCAAUAGUAGCCAAUUUACAAUUUAUAGACUCAAUUGAUAAAGCCAAAUUAUCUUGUCCCAGCACCACAGUUUUUUUCAUUAGAAUCAUAUAUUGGCAAAGUCUCCUGAAGUUGUAAUUUUAAAAUUUUCCUGGCUACAGUUCAUCAACCAUUUCUAGCCUUCACAUUGAACGAGACAUGUAUGAAAAAUAACUUUUUAAAAAUAUUUAAAUCCAAAUGGUAUGUUCACAUUUCUAAAUUUCUGCCAAGUUCCUUUCCAAGCAACCCAUUAAUAAAAUUAAAAUACUCUCAACUUGUGAACUACCAUACAAAGCAUUUACAAAAUUCUAUAACUUCCGAGGUAAAUUUACACAGUGGGAAAAAAAAGUCAACUUGAAAUAUUGCUAAUAGUGGCAGCUAAAAGUGACAUUUUAAAAAAAGAAGAACUAGCCUGAAAUCACAGAGUGACAUUAUUUUGGUUGUUGCUUUAAAUUACAGCUGCAUUUGUAAAACCAAGGUUAUAUACAUACA
Messenger RNA from Pocillopora meandrina, 21719 nucleotides. The record is from the annotation of a GenBank genome assembly. Lineage: Eukaryota; Metazoa; Cnidaria; Anthozoa; Scleractinia; Pocilloporidae.